GCUCGGGUCAGGAAGCCAUGGCCUUUUACUGGAAGGGUAACGCACUCUUCACACGAAAGCUACAACUUCCAGAAGACCAAUGCACUUCGGACACCGCCUUCGUUUUAGAUUACCGAAAUACGACGACUACUUUACCAAAUCUAUUAUCCGUCAGCCAGUUCCUAGCUACGAGUUUGACGUUUGUGGCGCUCCAGAAUAUCGAAUUCUGGAUAGACGAUUACAAAAUUCUUCACCUACAAAAGAAGACUAGCCCUAGUGCCGAAGUUGCUCUAUCUAGAGAUGUCGAGACAACCACCAAGGAGCGCCUCAUGAAGGUUCAGAGUGUCGAACGCGCAAGCGCACAGAUUGAUGCGUCUUUCAUGAGUGCUAUCGGAUGGAAACCCGAAGUCCCGACAGCUGCCAAAAGCGAGGCUUAUGGGUUUGGCAGCUCAGAGAUGCCGUCCCUACGGAGUUUCUUUUCUCGACUAACCGCGAACACGUCUACUUCGAAAGCCAGCAAGACUGCAAGAGAAGAAAAGGCCGCGCAAGAGACGAUAUCAGAAGAUAUAACUAUGUUAUCGACAAGUAGCAUAUUUCUCCGAGUGACCACGGCCGCGAUCAAAACAUCCGUUUCUGCUAAUUUCUCGGCGGAGUUGGAGCGCGCCACCAAGAAGCCCCCUCCAAGGGUAACUAAGUUGUCUAUCUUGACGUCUUCGUACGAUGAGACACAGGCUUCGGAGAGUUCUGCAAAAUCUAAGGCUGUCUCUAAAGCUACCGAUGUAUUCGCAUCCGUUCUUCCAAGCAAGAAGGGUGGAAGAAUUUUCAUCGGAUUCCCAACUACCCAAACAACUGGUGCGGGGAUUCAUAUAUCAGCACCGUCCGUUAUCCCCACCGUUGAACGGGAGGCUAUCGAUCUGAAUGCGAGAUGGGUCAGAACAUGGAACAUUGAAAUGCUACGAGCCGCUGGUAUCAUGACUCGUCUUGCGUUUACAAACGAGAUGAUCGAAUUGGAAAAUAAGUUGCAAAGGGCUGGGGUUCUCUCAGGCGCUGGUAUUACCUCGAAGGAAAUUGCCAAAUACAUGCCCGAGGCAUUGCAUACCCUGAAUGCCUUCACUUUCGGGGAUUCUACCCCAAGUGGCCACGUCUCGCAAAUAAUCGAAGAGGCGUUUUGGACAUCUUACAAGAACCCAUAUGUCGAGGUUUACAGUAGUCGAGGCGUACUUCCGACCAAUAAGGUUCGAAUUGGUUCCCCAGAACUGGCAAAAUUUGUCGAAGGAAUCCCGGUGAUUCCGCCUGAACUUGAAGCUAUUGGCUUCAUUCAGAAGUUGACUGACUUCGACCUGCUAUCUCCCAUAACCGUAGAUGAUGUCAGACUGGAGCUGUCUGGGAAACCACUCAAUAAGGAACAACUUAUCAAUUUCAUACAAUGGGCUGGAAAGAAGGCUGUUCAGGGGGAGCUUGAUCCGCCGAGCAAAGACAGGCUUCUCGAUGUUGCGGUAGGACUUGUUAGUGAAGGAGCCGAAGACCAGGGUGGUAUUAUCGCUCUAGGUAGCGUCCAGAACUAUCUGAGUCCGAACAAGAUCCCGGCUGGUUUACCUGUUCCACCCUCGACUAUCCCUUACGAUUUCACCAGGAAUUCGAAUUCGAAUGAGUUGCAAGCACUAGGAUGGACAUCACUUGAUGUUGUCCCUUGGGUUCGAUUUCUCAUUGAGACAAACUCGACAAGACCAGACAGCCAAAACAUGACCAAGUCUCCCGAGUUUUCGAUCCGAAUUUUGACUGUACUCUCAAAAACCUGGGACAACCUUAGUGUGAGCUCGAAAGGGACUGUCACUACACUACUCCAGAGCCAUACUAUCAUGCCAACCAAGUCGGGUAUGAAGAAACCGACGGAGUCCUUUUUCCAGAGUGUAAAGCUUUUUGAUGAUCUUCCAACUAUCGAGGGAUGCUCAUCACUAAAGGACAAAUUCCUCACUGCCAUCGGCGUCAGGAAAACUGUGGACCUAGACACGAUUUUUACACGUUUGCUCAAUCGUUCCACAGAAACUGAGGAUCCCGGACGAGCCAAAUGGAGUCACGUUGAGCUUAUCAAAUAUUUAGCAUCCGUACGACAAGAUAUUCCGAAUGAUGACCUAAGGAAGCUCAAGGAGUCGCGUAUAUGUCCAGCGGAAGCAGGACAGCCUGGUUUAGAAUCAAUUACACCGAGCAAACAGCUGUACAAAGUGUCCGAGCUCUACGAACCUAGAAGCCCUCUUCGGCCACUCAACGUCAAGAUUAUCCAAUGGCCAGGUGGAAGCAUACGGGCUGGAAGUCCCGAAGGAAAGUUUUUGACUGAUCUCGGUUUGCGCGCUUACCCAUCGGUCGUUGAGCUCGUGGGCAUGAUGGCCUCAUCGGAUUCAACAUUAAGGAGUAACGCUAUGAACUACUUCAUCUCUUACCAUCAUAGCAACAACUACGCCAACGUUGAUAUUGGUUCAGCUCCGAAGGCUUUUCUUCCUUUACAAGGAAAUGCUCAGAAGCUUGUUACGCCGUCCCAAUGCUACACAAACGAGGCCGCCGCCAUCUUAGGGUUCAACAUUCUUAAAAGAGAUCUUCAUCCACAUGCCCCUAAAUUCGGCGUACGCGCGGAUCCGCCCAUUGCUGAUUGUGUUGACCGUCUACUAGCCAACCCUCCCAAAACCCACCAAGAAGCCGUCGCUCUCUUUGGUUACUUUUCGACUCGCCUUAACGAAUUGGGUAAUAUCUCGAUCCUAAAACUUCGUGACGCUCUUAUUGUUCCAGUCGUACGGGGAAAUCGGUUGUCUACAUCUCUGGCGUCAACGAGCGCAGGGAGCAAAGUUAAGCAAGAAAUCCACCUAAGUCCUCGUCAUUGCUAUUUAGGUAGCUCGAUACUAUACGGGGAAAUAUUUGACUUCGUGGACUUCGGUAGCUCUGCGAACGCAUUUCUAUCAGCCUGUGGUUCGAAGACUGAGCCGACCAAAUUGGAAAUUGCCCAAUUAGCAGCAAGUGAACCAGCCAGGCUGCUUAGUGUUCUUCAAAGCCCAGAGAAAUACCUGAACCUUCUGAAAACCCUAGCUGAAGACAUGUCAACCCUCAAGAGAGAUAAGGAACUAUGGAAGAAGAUGAAGUCAUCUCCAUUUUUGCUUGCUUUCAAGGAGAUUAGUGCUACUUCCUCUAAGGAUAAGACAUCGGAAAAUGAAGAGGAAGAGAUGUCAAUCAGGCAAUAUCAGCUUGCAACCCCGGCUAGCAUUGUCAUUCUAGACGACUAUAUCAGUUACCGCAUGUUCAAAGAUCACUUAGUAUGUGCACCUGAGGAGGACGUCCUAGAGAACUUUUACAUGGCUCUUGGCUCCCAAACUCUUUCGGUUAUUGUCCAGGUGCAGCUGAAAGUUGGUUCGCACAGUGAAAAGCAGGAUCUUGCAGUUUGGCUCCGAAAACAUGUCCUAGAGCGUUCAAAGCUCUUUAUCCACGAGUAUACCAGAUACUCGCGUGACGCCAUUAAACACGACGCAAAAUGGCUGGAAAAUAACUUGUCUGUGGAAGCUGUGCGAUCCGUUUCUCUCCGAAGAUCACUCCGCGAUAGCCAGUCGCAUACCGAAAAACGGUCAGCGGCAAGUCAAAAAGAGAAGAAUGGCUGGGUUCUGUACGUUGCAGCCGAGUCUGGUCGUCCCGAUAUGUAUCAAGUAGGAUACGCAGUGUGCCAGCUCAUUCUAAAUCGGCCAAGCCAGCAAGCCUAUUUCUUCUUCGAGCCAUUCCUCAAGCUUGAUUUACUCGAUUUGAGAUCUCGUGGAUACAAUGUUGAUCGUAUCCUUAGAGCAAAGGCGGCCGAGGCCAGGAUAGCCGAGGAGGAAAGACGCCAGGCAUUGGACGCUGAGCAAGCCAAGAUCAAGGAACGGGAAGAGGAAUUUAAAAGACACCGCCAAGCUAUGGGUAUGGAAAGGGACCGGCAUAACAAGACCCCGCCGAUGAAAGUGCCUGGUGCAUUUGACUCUCCUGGUGAAGAUGACAAGGCCUUGGCACCACCGCCGUCUCAGAACAAAAAGCCCAAAGGAAUAUUCUCGAACCUUUCUCGAAGAUUCGGUUUCGAUACUUCUGAUGAAGCAGAUGAGAGCUUGAAGAACAUGAUGGGUUCGAACCCUGAACCCGUUAAGCUACCACCGGAUGAAGGGUCCAGGCCUGGUAAGAAUGACGAGGGCAAGGUGACAAACCCCGCCAUAGUUCAACAGAAUCUUCUCAAUGCUGUCAAAUCCACUAGAGCGCAUGACUCUUCGCAGCUUUAUGCUCCUCCGUCUACUAGGGAAGUCAAGGAACAAGCUACGUAUUGUGAUGAUACUAUAGGAAAGGAUCUCUAUUUCGUAGCAGACGCCUCGAACGGAAUGCGUGUAUUCGUGUCCAACAAUAUCCCAGGCUUCAACGCCGCCAAUUUCCUUACAACGAAUCAUAGCGCCAUCAACUCAUUCGCUUCGCUCCUCCUUAUCGUAGGUGCUGUGUACUCGAUUAACAGAUCCGCAAUACACAUCUUUUACGAGCCAGGAGGCAAUACUAUCGCCUUCAAUCGUGAUGGAAGCAUCUUCUGCAAUCUGCGCUUCUAUAACCAACUUCACGGGGAUCACACAUCAGGAGAGGCCAAGGCAUCGGCCGCGGUCUGGUGGUGGGUUGUACUGGCCCACGAAUUGGCCCACAAUCUCGUUCACCCGCAUAAUGCGGAUCACAGCUACUACACUGAAUCGUUCAUCCAGGAGUACUUCCCGAGAAUGAUGAUGAAAGUCACCGAAUUAAUCGGGGCCAGGUCGGUGAUGGCUCCCUCAGGACCCAGUUCAUCGUCUAGACAAAUCGAAGGUCGACCAUUAGCCCCAAACCCGACUAAUCCAUCUGCAUUGUUCGGGGAACCGUCUCGAUUAAUUCAACCGAUGACACCCGAUCCGCCCGCAGCCAGCUCGUCCCGCUCCGCACAGCAGCCGCCGCCUCCUUAUGAACGUUAGAGACAACAUAAUCGGCACGGUCGCCCAGUAGCUAGCGGAACUAGCUUCGGCGGGACAACCCCGAGCUCGAGCUCGAACUUGGCGAACGCGAAUUACAACCCCUACCUGCCCGGGGGCACGCGUAGGGGCUUGACGAGGGGCUUGGUCUUGGACACAGAUCUCCUUCCACCGAGACAGGAGUAGAAACGCCCGACAUGCAUGUCAUUGGGGAGGAAGGAGUUGAUUUACCCUUUUUUUCUCUUCCACGAGGCGUUGGGGUUUAGCAUCAGGUCAGAACUUUGCAUUGCACGGGCUCCAUUCCCAUGGGAAGUUUCACUUUUUUUCGUUUUCCCCGCUGUAUAGUACGUCAGGAUUGCAAUAGACCGUGACAUACGUAUAAUAGAGGUGUGCAAUAAGAACAUGAAAGAUUAAUUAA
Messenger RNA from Annulohypoxylon maeteangense, 5376 nucleotides. RefSeq lists its product as uncharacterized. Bases 18 to 4961 code for a protein of 1647 amino acids. The record is from RefSeq and is a predicted model, not a curated record. NCBI's taxonomy places the organism in Eukaryota, Fungi, Ascomycota, Sordariomycetes, Xylariales, Hypoxylaceae. The transcript is spliced from 3 exons.